GUCUGUAACCAAUUUAUAUGUUGUGGUUAUAGUGCGCACGCGCAUUUUACCUUGCUUGAUGCUAAAUGACCUAUAGAGAUAAAUGACGUUUCCUAGCCAAGUAUGCAAUCUUCAAGUUUUCCAAAAAGAUAUCUGCAUACCACACUAGCCUUUAUGAAAAAGAUCCCACAUAACCUGAAAGGCAAAACUACCUCUGACCAAAACUGGCUAGUGCGGCAACUAAAUGACCCAUAUGUAAAGGCAUCUCGCGUCCACAAUUACCGAUGUAGAAGUGCCUUCAAGCUUUUGGAAAUCGUUGACAAAUACCGCCUUUUGAAACCGGGAGACAAUGUAAUAGAUUGUGGGGCAGCGCCGGGUGCUUGGAGUCAGAUCGCAGUACAGAGGGUUAAUUCAACUGGAGCAAAUGCAGAGCUGCCCCGUGGUACAGUGAUCGGGAUUGACCUUCUGAACAUAGCGCCUCUAGAUGGCGCGCACUUCCUUUCCAGUCACGACAUAACUGACCCCUUCACACACGCCAGGCUGCAAGACCUUCUGCCCAACGCCAAGGCUGAUGUCAUUCUCAGUGACAUGGCACCCAAUGCCAGUGGAUGUAAAGAUAUGGAUAAAGAGAAGCUCAUCACCAUGUGUUUGACACUGAUUGACCUAAGUGAGAAGAUCCUCAAACCUGGCGGCUCCCUGGUUUGCAAAUAUUGGGACGGCUUCCUGGCUCAUACGCUUCAGAAUAGACUCUCUGCUGUGUUUGGGUGUGUCCGAUCUCUAAAGCCAAAGGCAAGCAGGAAGGAAUCAGCUGAGAAGUAUUUCCUUGGGCAAAUGUACAAAAGAAUAAAGUAAUGAGUUUUGCAUA
This is a messenger RNA of Gadus macrocephalus (Pacific cod), 844 nucleotides long. It is a transcript of the gene mrm2, whose product is annotated as mitochondrial rRNA methyltransferase 2. Lineage: Eukaryota; Metazoa; Chordata; Actinopteri; Gadiformes; Gadidae. The transcript is spliced from 2 exons. Gene Ontology annotation, molecular function: rRNA (uridine-2'-O-ribose)-methyltransferase activity. The coding region runs from base 103 to 831 and encodes 242 amino acids. The record is from RefSeq and is a predicted model, not a curated record. Gene Ontology annotation, biological process: RNA methylation. Gene Ontology annotation, cellular component: mitochondrion.